ACUUCCUAAACAUCGCUCUUGGAUCUCCCACUUUUCUCUCUCCUCCCUUCCUCUCCUUCAAAAUCAAAACCAAAAAUAGCAAAAAGAAAGAGAGAAGCACACACUCUGUGCGUGUGUGCGUGCACUGCUCUAGCCUUCUUUACACAGAGAGAGAAGAGAGAGAGAGAGGGAUGGGGGACUGUAACUGUAAGCGAAUGGCGGCCAUGGACGACUCAGCCACAGGCGUGUCGAAGAGGAGAAAAUUCAGAGCUUCUUCAUCUCCGCACAAGCAACGCUUCUCACACUCAGAGGCGCCAUUGCCGCCAAGUCCACCAAUGCUUCAUCUCCGCCCCUCUCGUUCUCCUCAGCUCCUGAAUUCCUCCGAUUCUUGGUCGAGCUUUUGCUCUGAUCACUCUCCUCCUUCCUCUUGCUGCUCCAGCAAUGAGCUCAACGACGUCGUCGUCUCCCACAGCUCGCCGCUCCUAGAUCUGGAGGCCAAGAGUUUCGAAACCGUCCACCCCAACUCUCCUUCGGUCAACAAUAAAUUCAGAGAAACGACGCCGUCCAGCGAGCUGUGCUUAGGCUCCGACGAAAUGGAAUCGCAGGCGCCGGCGGUGUAUCUCCGACGGGGACAACUCCCGGUGAGCGAAGCUCCUCCGAGUGAUGAGAUCGAAGAGUUCUUCGCCAUGGCCGAGAAGUACGAGCAAAAGCGCUUUGCAGAGAAGUACAACUAUGACAUCGUCAAGGAUGUGCCUUUGGAGGGCCGUUACCAGUGGGUUCGUUUGAAGCCAUAAGCAAGCAGCAUUCAGUUAGCUACGCGAGAGAGAGAGAGCAGAAGAGAGAGAGGGAAAGAAUAAACUGACACUAGGUAGGACAGAAAGUUGCAUGCAACUUCUAAUUUUAUGCUUUUGUUUUGGAGCUAUAGAGGUCUGGGUUCUAGCAUAUAUGCACGGAGGAGGGUUUGAAUUUAAUUUGGGUUUUUAUUUGUACA
This is a messenger RNA of Prunus mume (Japanese apricot), 970 nucleotides long. Its product is annotated as cyclin-dependent kinase inhibitor 7-like. Gene Ontology annotation, cellular component: nucleus. The record is from RefSeq and is a predicted model, not a curated record. NCBI's taxonomy places the organism in Eukaryota, Viridiplantae, Streptophyta, Magnoliopsida, Rosales, Rosaceae. Gene Ontology annotation, biological process: negative regulation of cyclin-dependent protein serine/threonine kinase activity. Gene Ontology annotation, molecular function: cyclin-dependent protein serine/threonine kinase inhibitor activity.